AUGGAGUUUCUCUUUGUCGAUAGUAACACCUCAACCGACCGGCGCUCACAACGGCUGAUCCGCAGCCAUGGAAUGAAAGGGAAGAAUGCUGGUAAAGUAAUCCCAGCAAGAGGCCACCGAUGGCGACGCGAAGAUGGACAACCUCCCAGUUACACCGAUGGCGAGCGAGUGCGGGCGAUGCAGGCCGCAUCACCCGCCAACCCUUUCUGCGGAUUCGAAUUCUCUUAUUUUUCGACUUCGGUGCCAGUCACCGCAUCCAGCCGACAGCUCUUCCACGACCUUCACAAUGCAGUCUCGGAGGAGCUGUAUCCUCGUGCCUUUUGCCGCCAGUCGAAUGAGAUCGGCACACGCUGGUUUGAGACCGUGAUGACGAACCCAUGUCUCUUUCACUGCGGCCUCGCCGUUAUGGGCAUCCAUCGCUACCAGCUCUUAGGCCGACGGGACGAGCCCCUUGACUCGACGCACCAUCUGCUCCAGGCCAUGCGCCUGCUCCGCCGCGAUCUCAAUGCCGUGUCUACGACACAAGAGACCAGUGUCAUCGCUGUCGUCAUCUCGCUCGCCAUGCACGCCAACUUUGCCGACGCGGUGGCCGAAAGCCGCACGCACCUGCAAGCCCUGAAGCGCAUCGUCCAGCUGCGCCCCGGUGGGCUGGUGGCGUUGUGCGCGGCCGUUCCCGAGCUCGGCAACAAGAUACGCCGCACGGAUGCAGAGUUGGCACUUCGAUCUGGGACGCCGACAAUCUUCGGAUCGCGCCAUCUGUCUCUUCCUGCGCCACUCCAUCAUGUCUCGCUCGGCGACAGGUGGCAGCCUAUCGCUCUGCCGUUCCCGCUCCAAGACGUGUGCAUCGAGCUUCAGCCGGCUAUAAGGGACAUCCUUAUGCUGUGUAGCUAUGCUGGCCGCAGUCAGCUCGGCACCGUUCAGUACCAAGACCUGGUGAUCUCCAUCGUCCAGCGCCUCGUCGACUACGCCCCGCUCGACGGUGCCCGACCGCCACGCCCUCUUGACGACAUAUGCCAGCUGGGGUUCUUGUCUUUCAUGACGACAGUCGUCCAUCGCGAACCACCGAGCAAGCACCCCGAGCUGAACUUGUGGCUCCAUUUCAUCUAUGCUAUGUCCGCAUCGGACGAUUCUGCGCCUUUCCGUCGUGUCGAUUUGCCCACAGCCGACCGCAUCCGUGUUCUGGGCGAGGCGCUCGCAAUCAGAACGUGGGAGGUUGCUGUGGCUCACCUGCGCGUUUACCCCUGGGUCGAGGCGUUUCAUGACGAAAUGGGCAGGGAUAUCUGGGAACAGACUACGUGUAGAUGGCAAGAUUGA
Sporothrix brasiliensis 5110 is the source of this 1314-nucleotide messenger RNA. RefSeq lists its product as uncharacterized. Bases 1 to 1314 code for a protein of 437 amino acids. Lineage: Eukaryota; Fungi; Ascomycota; Sordariomycetes; Ophiostomatales; Ophiostomataceae. The transcript is spliced from 5 exons. The record is from RefSeq and is a predicted model, not a curated record.